Anarrhichthys ocellatus (wolf-eel) is the source of this 1428-nucleotide messenger RNA. Its product is annotated as 5-hydroxytryptamine receptor 3A-like. The record is from RefSeq and is a predicted model, not a curated record. Gene Ontology annotation, biological process: monoatomic ion transmembrane transport. Bases 1 to 1428 code for a protein of 475 amino acids. Gene Ontology annotation, molecular function: extracellular ligand-gated monoatomic ion channel activity; transmembrane signaling receptor activity. The transcript has 9 exons. Lineage: Eukaryota; Metazoa; Chordata; Actinopteri; Perciformes; Anarhichadidae. Gene Ontology annotation, cellular component: membrane.
AUGAAAGAUGUGAAGCCCACUGAGCUCAUCUCCAUCUGUUUCAUGCUGCUUCACGGUUUUGUAGCAACAUUGACUUGCACAAGCCCAACUCCUGAAUCUUUGUUUGCUGCAUUUGAGAAGAAUUUAUUCCCUAAAAAACUACUGCGACCUGUGAAAAGCUUUUCAAUUCCAACUAACAUAACCAUUGGUAUCACUGUGGUGGGAAUUAUAGGAGUGGAUGAAAAAUCCCAGACGCUGACAACUCUCUUAUGGCGAGUUUUAGAGUGGGACAUUGAGGACCUGAGCUGGGAUGAGGAGGAAUGUGGCACUAAACUGGUCUCUGUCCCUCGUGAAAAGCUUUGGGUCCCAGACAUCCAUAUCUCAGAGUUCAUGGAAGAGGACAAUUCUCCCAAAACUCCCUAUGUCUACUUACACAACACAGGUCAUGUAUAUGAUGAUAAGCCCGUCCGAGUGGUCAGCUCCUGCCGAUUAGUAAUCUACACUUUCCCCUUCGAUAUCCAAAACUGCUCUCUGACCUUUGGAUCAUAUCUACACUUUGGUACAGACAUAAGGCUGAUUCAAGGCUCCACAUCUGAAGAGAUACUGAAGGAGUCCCAAGAUGUGUUGAAGACUGACGGGGAGUGGGAGCUCGUCGUUAUCAGUGUAGCUCCUUUUACCCUGGCAUUAGAUGAGGGAAGCUACUAUCAGAUCGUAUACUACAUCAUUCUGAGACGGAGGCCACUCCUCUACGUGGUGAACCUCCUGAUUCCCAGCUGCUUCCUCAUCACAGUGGACAUCUUCAGCUUCCUGCUGCCUCCUGAUAGUGUGGACCGAUCCUCCUUUAAGAUGACCCUCAUCCUGGGCUACUCCGUCUUCCUGCUCAUCAUGAACGACCUGCUGCCUGUCCCUGGAGAGACAACACCUCUCAUCAACAUUUUCUUCGCCACCAGUCUCGCUCUCAUGGUGGCCAGCCUGUUGGAGACCGUGUGUAUCACGAACAUCCAGUACAGCCCCAGACAGUACAAUGCGGUGCCUCACUGGAUCGAUGUCCUCGUGCUACGAUAUCUAGCUGUUGUAGUUUGUCUCCCUCGAAAGAAAAACAGCAACCGAACCACUUUUUUCUCCAACCCAUAUACUACAGCACAGAAUUCCAGCAUCACCAACAUCUCAGCAUUUCAUCUUCAGCGUGUCUCUGGUGAUACACCUCCAGCGAAACCCCAACCGACCCCUCUGAACCCGGCCUUGGAGGAACUGAGGAAACUGAGCAGAGAUCUCUUGGCCAUCCGCCUUCAGAUGGACAAACACUUCACAGGGAGCAACACCGUGCCGCAAUGGCAAAUGGUCGGGGCGGUCAUCGACCGUCUGCUGUUUGGCUUUUACGUUGUCUUCAUGGUUGUCAGUUUCAUCACCAUCAUAUGCAUCUGGAUCCUGAACUCGUACGCAGUAUGA